This is a messenger RNA of Arachis stenosperma, 1733 nucleotides long. RefSeq lists its product as uncharacterized. The transcript is spliced from 4 exons. The record is from RefSeq and is a predicted model, not a curated record. Bases 746 to 1528 code for a protein of 260 amino acids. NCBI's taxonomy places the organism in Eukaryota, Viridiplantae, Streptophyta, Magnoliopsida, Fabales, Fabaceae.
AAUUUUCUUUCUUUCUCUUUCUAUCUAUCUCUGUCUGACCCAUUCCUCAUGUCUUUCUCUCUCUACACAGAGGCCAACAACAACAAAUGAGAGAAGAAACAUGGAAACUCCACGCAUCCACCUCUCUCCCAUCAAAAACACAAACUUUCUCUCUCAUCAAUGGCCCAGCUGGACCAAAAUUUAUGUUUUGGAAAAAAAAAACAUAAAAACAAAUAAAGAAAGAGAGAAAGAAUGAGAAAACAAAAGGAGAAAGGAAAAGAAAGAGAAGUUUAGAUGUGUUCAAAUGUCCUCCAACCAAACCCACCUUACACAAUACAACAUGGCUUUCUUUCUUUCUCACUCACACACUCAACUCUUUCUCUCUCAUCAAACUAUGUUCCCCGAAUUGCCCUUCUGCAAGACCCCAAAAAAAUCCCAUCUUCAUCACUGGUCUUCCAAAAGAUCAAUUUUUUUUUCACCGAGUUAUGUGGGCUUUUUGGGGUUCUUUGUCUUGGUCAGAGAUUUUCACAGAGAAAACAGGGAAAGCGAGAACCUUCUUACCUGUUCCCACCCUCUUCUCUCUUGUGCCUCUUUCCCAUCUUUCUCUUUCUUUUGCCCUCUUUUCUUCUUCAUCUUCUCUCUCCUUUUAAUUUCUCUGUCCAUCAUCAUCUUCAUUAUCACCCACCACUGCCCCUAUCUUCUUUCUCUCUUUCUGCUUUUCAUCUUUGGUUUGUAGCUGUUUCUCGGUCUUCUCUUCCUUGAUCUGAUGAAGAAGAUGAAAGGGGUUGUUGUACCUAUGGAGUCUUCUCGUUAUGAUGUGUUUCAGGAUCAGAGGACCAGGUUGAGGCAUCAGAGUCUCUUGCAGGACUAUGAGGACCUGCAAAAGGACACAGAAGCUAUGAAGAGGAAAUUGGAGGCCACAAAACAGAAAAAAUUGAUACUAUCAGCUGAAGUCCGCUUUUUGAGGAAACGUUACAAAUACUUACUGAAGAACCCUUCACCAAAGCCUCAACAAAAGCAAGUAGUUUUGCAGACACAAAAGGUCAAAAUGCAAGCUCCAGUUAUCCCUAAGGGAAGGAAUUACAAUAGGAAGGAAUCCACUUUGCGUCUCGCAAAUGCUUCUCCGAUGAACCCGAAAGAAAGGGUUUCCAACGGGGUUGAAGUCUCAUUGCCAAAAGCAUGCCAUGUGUUUGAUUUGAACCAGAAUGCUAGGACUUUAAGUAGAAAAGUUGCUUCUUUCCACGCUCCUGCAACUGCGCCGGUGCUUGACUUGAAUCAUAAAGAUAGGAUUCACAAUGGGAAGGAAGCCUCAAAGAAAAAUAUGACUCCAUUUUUCGACCUGAACCAAAUUUCGAGAGAAGAGGAGGAAUUACAGGACAACAGUGAGCCCAUGAUAAUUGAAGAACCAAAGAGAAGUACGCAACGAGUUGUAGGCGACGAGCAGCAGAAUGAUAUCAUGCUUUCAGCCUGUAGAAACAUUGGGGACGGAUCGAACAGAACAGGGAAGAGGAAGAUUUCAUGGCAAGACCAGGUGGCAUUAAGGGUUUGAUCUUAAGAAUAAUAAUGCUAGGCUGAAUUCCUACCCUUUGGAAUGUUUACUCUUCCUUUAUAUGUAGCAUAUUUCGUUACAUUCAACAAAAAAACAUUUCUAGUUUUAUGCUUCAUUUUGUAAAGAUAAAAGAUAGCAUACAGGAUCAUGUGUUAAAAUAUAUAUAUAAUAUUAGAUGAAAUGGGGAAUUUAUUCUCAGAAAUCA